Molecule: messenger RNA, 5350 nt
Organism: Corvus hawaiiensis (hawaiian crow)
Lineage: Eukaryota; Metazoa; Chordata; Aves; Passeriformes; Corvidae
Gene: TRADD
Product: TNFRSF1A associated via death domain
Exons: 5
Coding region: 83-1177 (364 amino acids)
Biological process (GO): positive regulation of canonical NF-kappaB signal transduction; extrinsic apoptotic signaling pathway
Cellular component (GO): tumor necrosis factor receptor superfamily complex
Molecular function (GO): transmembrane receptor protein tyrosine kinase adaptor activity
Source: RefSeq, a predicted model, not a curated record
CCGGGGCUCCCCCGCAGCAGCCCCUGCCCUGUGCGGGCCUGGGGCCGCCACCGGCUCGGGCAGGCCUGGACAAACAGAAGGGAUGAAAGGGAAGUGCGAUGCCGCUGGCCAUUCCACGGGGCUGCUGGGAUCACUUUCGCCUUCCCGUUUCCCCGCCCGCAGCGCGGUGCCGAGCGGAGCCGCCAGCGGGCCCGGCGCGGGGAGCGGCGGGCGGCGCCGCGCCCGGGCGGAAGUGUCGGGGCCGAGGCCGGCGGUGAGGAGGGUGCUGAAGAUGGCAGGCAGCCCCACUCCUUGGAUUGGCAGUGCUUAUCUCUUUCUCCAAUCGACGUGCAAGUCCAUCGCUCUGCCGUCCCUCUACGAGAGCUCCCAGAAGAAGCCUUGUGUGUUCAAGGCCCUGAAGCUGGCAUUAGCAGACUCCACAGGCAGCGUGAAUGGUGUGGACAUGCUCAAAGUGCACUGCAGCCACCCACACCUGAUAGUCCAGCUCAGGUUCUGCAAGCAGGAGAACUGCCGCCGCUUCCUGCGGAGUUACCGGGAAGGAGCGCUCCAGAAGUCCCUCCAGAGUCACCUCCAGCUCUCCUUGGCCACGACCACGGUGCCUCUCGAAGUGGAGCUGAAGGCUGGCAGUGAGCACCUUGACAGGAUGCUGAAGGAUGAGGAUCAUUGCCUGGAAUGCAUCUACAGAGAAAAGCCUGACCGCCUGCCGGAUGAGGAGAUCACGGAGCUGGAGGAAUGCCUCAAGAGCCUGAUGCUUCACCAGAGCACCAACAACAAUGUGGCUGGAAAAGACUGCUCAUCUCUGCCUUAUUCUCCUCAAGGCAGCUCCCUUCCCCCACAAGUCACCUUCAUCUUUCAGGGACAACAGUUUGACAACAGAACAAUCACACCAGAUGACCACCAGAAGUUUGCCAAGUCCGUGUCCAAGAAGUGGAAGCAAGUGGGUCGCUCUCUGCAGAAAUCCUGCCGGGCCCUGCGUGACCCUGUCAUCGACAACCUGGCCCUGGAGUAUGACCGAGAGGGACUCUAUGAACAAGCCUAUCAGAUGCUCCUCAGGUUCAUCCAGUCCGAGGGCAAGAAGGCCACAAUAGCGCGGCUGAUCGCAGCCCUGGAAGAAAACGGUCUCAUCAGCUUGGCAGAGGAGCUCCUGGGCCUCUAUUCCAAUGAGGACUGCUCCUAGAGCUCAAAGGACAGUGCCAUUGCUAAGGGCUUUCCUGCUUUAGCUACUGUAUGAAACUGCUGCCAGUGUCUGGGAUUGUAAAGUCCUGAAUAUCACCACAGGUUUCCAUCUAGGUGGGAAUGCUCAGGGGAGAGGUUCUGUGUUGGCAGAAGCCAGCUUGGACCUCUGACUUUCCUUAUUUCAUCGUGUUUCCAGAAAUAGAGCACUACCUUCCUGUGAACUGUUGAGAGGCUUUCACCCUGACUUCCUUCAGGACUGAGGGAAGGGAAGGUAACUUCCUUCAGGACUGUGACAGGGAAGCAGCCAGACAGAAAGCCCUAGGGAAGAAUGAGGGAGAGGAGAAAAGCAAGCAAGGUUUCUCAUAGAAUUUCUCUGGGAAGCAGACAGUGCCAGUGCUUCUCAGGCUGUGUCCAGGGCCAUCACCUGGAGAGCUGCAAUGUGUUUUUAUACUGAAAACAUUUUUGCCCUCAGCCAUGACAUUAAGUAAAGACAAAAGGAAAAGUAAGGAAAAGUCAAUUUUACAUUAUUUUCUUCUUUGUUUGAAGAACGAAGAACUUCUAUGGCAAGAGUAUCUGUUCCACCCUGCUCUAUUGUAGCUCCUUCCCACCUCACCACCUGAAGGUUUUCCUUCUACCAGGGACAGCCAUAAUCUUCCACAGGGUAAAAGAUUGCUGCUGUCAAACAAGUGGCAGGCACUGAACAAUCAAUAUGGACAAACUCAAAUUCAGACAAUGAUUGUCAACUUUUUCUCAUCUGUGGUAGACAGUAAUAUGUUAAUUAGUUAUUGCCUGCCAGCCUGAGGGAGCCUGCAGCUAUGAAAAGCAAAACACAGUGCUGGAAGGAAAACACUCUCCUCAUCAGCAAGUUACCUGUGGAGCAUGGAUUGGAACUGCUGCCCUCAGGUGCAUUGCAGCAUCAAAUGCCAUCCUGAGCCCACAGAGCUGAGCAAUCACCUGACCCAGCUGGCUGCUCGUGCCUUCACUCACUUCCUAACCACCCACCCUCGGCCUGCUGGGCCCCUGGAGGGGACAACUCACACUGCUGUGUCCCACAGGUGGCAGGAUCUACAGAGAGCCUUUCCCUGGCGCUGCUGUCACCGUGUGACAAUCGAGCAUCAGCUGCCACCGUGCCUGGAUUUACCUGCACUGAUUUUUAGGGUGAAAAUGGUUUAAGAGACAAAUCUCCCAAACCCCAAGGUUGACUCCUGCUUUCAGUUCCAGUGGGAGAAGCUGAGUGUCCCCUGGUAUGGCUGAUGCAGACUGCAACAGAGCAGCUGCACCUUUGCUGUAACAAUGCACAGAGCAACAAGUGUCUGGCAUGACAUGGGUCCCAUGAAGCACAACAGCAGCUCCAUUACCUUUGACAUAUUCCCAGUGUUUUCCUGAUAGGUUUUUACGAACCUCUUUCCAUUAAUUCUAUCCUUUUUUGCCCUUCCCAUUUGUGGGAAUAGCCAGUGGGCCAUGGAAAUGAUUUCAGAUGCAGAGGGUGGCUCUGGCCACACACACCAAGUUUGUGUGCACAUGCAAAUACCAGGCUGCUGGCAGUCAUGGUAGGAACAACUUUGAGCCAGGGCCAGAUGGCCUUUUAAACCACAUCUCACAUCCUACUCCUUCCUGGAGUCAAAGCUGUAAUUCAGUAAGGAGGAACACAACCCUGGAUUCAGGUGUGGGCUCAAAUCCGAGCUCCUGGGGCUGGAAAUGUUCCCUUCUUCUGCUGGAACACCUGCUGUGAGCAUCAGUCAUUGGAGACCUGGAUGGGCAGGAUUUAGAUGGCCAGCUUUGACCCAGCUGGGAUCCAUGUGCCUCAGAUGAGCUGAGUACCACAUCCUUAGUGUAAGCCAGAGAAACACGACUCAUUUCAUGGAGAUUUUGAAUCCCCUAGGUUACAUACAGAGCCAGGAAAGGAAAGGAAGGGGGUUAAAGAUGAGGAGAAGGUUUUCAGGGUGUGAGUGAAUCUGCUUCCAUCUUCCCCUUAGCUCCCAAGGAAGCAGGACUUCAUGCAGGCCCCGUCUCUGCAAAGACUGUGGCUCCAUCACCUUUUAUUAAGCCAUUUGAUAUCAGUGCCAUUGCAGUCUCAUCUCCUCCAUUCCUGCUCCACAUCCUACCCUCUCCCUUCCAGUAGUACCAGUGCUCUUCCCAAAAUGAAGCAAUUACCUCUCUGACUGUUUUGCUUUUAGGACUGGCACAGUGGUGCUGAUCUUAGCUAAUUUAGGUUGCUGUGGAACCAUACCUCAAAGCAUUUAGCUUUCCUGAUAGAUCCCAGCUGGGGAACUCUGCUUGGCAGAAACCCACCUGACAAAUCAUAUUUUAAAAAAUUAAAAAAUCAGAAACUUGAAAAUUACUUUAAGAGCAAGAGAGUUUGCUCUAUAUUUUGCAGAAAAUACUUUUUUAAGAAAACAAGGUCAUAUGCAUAGCCUGCUGUCUCAUUUGUAAUGAAUAUUUCUAAGCCCUCAGACCAGCUAUUCAUGUGCACAACUUGCACAUACAGUUAUAAGGCAGCCACUGAGUAGUGUGAAUUACUAGUUUUUGUAGCAGCUGUUAAUGCUCAAAAUGAGAAAGUCUUAUUAUUCAGCAUCUACUUCAAGUCCAGAAAACUUUUUUGCUGCUAUUACUCUUUUAUAGAGGAUUAACCAUGAAUGCUUUCUUCUGAAUGCAAGCGUUGUGCAUUUUCUUUCUGCCAGCAAUUGGCAUGUGUAUUUCUUCUUACUCACAUAUUCCCUGUCAGAAGUGCCAUUAAGUGCUGGAGCCCCUGGCAACCUUUCUGGAAUAUCAUAAUCUUUAACAGCAUUCACAGGUGCCUUCAUUGCAGAGGCUUGAAGGAAAAGGGUUUUUCAGUGAUAUUCCAUGGUGAAAUUGUCUUGAGCCCAUGGCAUGGUUUAGGACAUAGCAGUGGCUGUUUCAUACCUCCUUUUCCAUGACCAGACAUCAUCAUGGUGGGAGAUAAGCCAUGGGCAGUGCUGCUGCUGGAGAAUUUGGCCUUAUCCCAGUAACUGCUCUUCUCAAUAUACUGAGAUAUAUAUCUGUGAAAAAAAUAUUUUCAGGUGUGGUGGUGGUGUUUCAGAAUCAAACACAAUAUUUAAAGCAAAUAAAGGUGCUAAUCAGUUGCAUAUAAAAUCUAAAAUAGAAAAAAUAUAAAACAAACAGAAAUCAGGCCAAAUUGUGCUUACAGGAAGAGAUCCAAGAGGGCACUUUUUUUGUGGUACAGAUUGUUUUUGUAGCUCUAACCAUGUUUCAGAUUUGAAGGAGUCUCCUUCAGUCUGCCAGAAGGAAUAAAAGAUCCAUCCAAAGGAGAAUUCAAAUGAUUUGUUUUGGCAUAGCUGAGCUACAGUGUUCAAACAGAUGAUAACAAAGAGGAGAGUGAAGUUAAAAUGCUCACCAGCUACACUUUGACAUGAGGCAUCUGACAGAAGUAAACCUGACAGGAUACCCUGACACAAAAUUGUCUCAAAGGAAAAUAUCUGUUAGUUUUGCCAUUCAUUUCAAAGCCAGGUUCAGCAUUGAGGAGUUGUCCUGCUGCCUGGGUCAUUGUCUCCCUUCCCAAAGGAACCACACCCUGCCAGCUGCCCACAGACUCCGAAACCAGAAGUGAGCAUGGACAGAAUGAGGAGCCUCAAAUUCAUUUAAAUUGCUGACUUAGUUUAUCUGAAAAUUCUGGUGUAGCCAUGAACCUCUGGUAUUGUACUCCUUAAACCACAGAGAUACGAAUGGGAGUCAAGAGGGUUUCUUGAGUCUAACCCACAUAUUGGAGUGUAUGCAUGACACUGGUGCUUUACACUGGACAGGGGUCUGGCCAUGUGCCUUUUGUAUGGAGAUGGACUCAAACAGUGAAGCAAUUAAAGGCCUAGAGUCCAUUUCUUUUUUCUUCUCUGGAUUGAAUUUUAAACCCACUGAAGGGAUCUGGCUGUACAUCUCUAAUAGGAACCUGUAUGAGAUGUGUGGUUAAUGUGUCUUGGUUUUCAGUGGAAAAAUCCCUUGCUAACCUUCUAAUUCCAAAUUCCCAUGAUAUUCAGCAUCAGAUCUGGAUCAGCCACCUACAGCUAUGGACUGCAAUGCCAGGCAUACCUGGGGCUAGGACAUUCAGCCUCCAAGGAAUUGUCUUUUAUAGAAAAAGCACUUUGGUAUAUAUUUUUUUCCCCAUUCUUUUUUAUAAAUAAACAUAUACUUUUGAUGAAAA